AUGCACAGUUUGAGAGGUAAUGGAUGCAGAGCGACGCCAGGGGGACCGACUCCCAGGUCAUUGUGCCGAACAUAUGGUAGCAUGCGGGAUGGUGCUCCGGGGUGUUGCGCGCGCUCUGCUUUCUGGCGGGAAACAAUACUGCCCGAAACUCUCUCCGCGACAGCUCUGCUGGCUGGCAAUGUCCCCUCUCAUGUGCUCCAGAAUUCCACGGCAUGA
This is a messenger RNA of Auxenochlorella protothecoides, 216 nucleotides long. RefSeq lists its product as hypothetical. The record is from RefSeq and is a predicted model, not a curated record. The transcript has a single exon. NCBI's taxonomy places the organism in Eukaryota, Viridiplantae, Chlorophyta, Trebouxiophyceae, Chlorellales, Chlorellaceae. Bases 1 to 216 code for a protein of 71 amino acids.